Messenger RNA from Anguilla rostrata (American eel), 3340 nucleotides. RefSeq names its product neurotensin receptor type 1-like. The coding region runs from base 246 to 1487 and encodes 413 amino acids. The transcript is spliced from 4 exons. NCBI's taxonomy places the organism in Eukaryota, Metazoa, Chordata, Actinopteri, Anguilliformes, Anguillidae. The record is from RefSeq and is a predicted model, not a curated record. Gene Ontology annotation, molecular function: G protein-coupled neurotensin receptor activity. Gene Ontology annotation, biological process: neuropeptide signaling pathway. Gene Ontology annotation, cellular component: plasma membrane.
CAAGGACACGCGCCUCCCCUGGAAGGUAUAAAGGCAGACUGAUUUCUUCUCAAAGAUAAAGUGGACGCGUGAGUGCACUUUGACUCGUUCUUUCUGGGCUCUCCAUAAACCGCUUUUUUGCACCCAGAAUGUUCUCCUCCGUAGGUCUAAAAAAUGUAGGGAAUAAGCGACACGCAUUAUGAUGCGUUGUAGUGAUUCCACUAGAAAACUGAUGUAGAGUAUUCCACGAGAAAACUUCAAAAGACAUGGAUGUGAAUGAAACGCUGUCUCCUGCGCUCAAUAACUUAUUUGACUUAACAGUUUUAUCGCAUAAACUCCUGGCUCCGUUGAAUCGCUCUCAACUUCCUGCGGACAAUGACACGCUCCCUGAGUUAGAGGACAGUUUAGACGUCAACACGGAUAUCUACUCCAAAGUCCUGGUCACGGCGAUCUACAUUGCGUUGUUUGUGGUCGGCUGCUUGGGGAACUCAGUCACGCUGUACACUUUGUUCAGAAAGAAAUCUCUCCGGAACCUGCAGAGCACCGUGCACUACCACCUAGCUAGCCUCGCGGUGUCCGACCUCCUCAUACUCGUGCUCUGUAUGCCCAUCGAGCUCUACAACUUUAUCUGGAUCCACCAUCCGUGGGCGUUCGGUGGCGCCGUCUGCAAAGGCUACUACUUUUUGCGGGAUGGCUGCUCCUACGCCACGGCGCUCAACAUCGCCAGCCUAAGCGCCGAACGCUACAUGGCUAUCUGCCACCCGUUCAAGGCGAAGAGCAUCAUGUCCCGCAGUCGGACCAAGAAGCUGAUCAGCGCUAUCUGGGCGGCGUCCUUCCUCCUCGCCACGCCGAUGCUGUUUACGAUGGGGCUACAUCACGUGGGAAAGGAGAUGAUCUGCACCACGACCGCAAGCACCAUGACCGCCAAGACCGUAAUUCAGGUAAACGCCCUCCUGUCGUUCGUGGUGCCCAUGGCGAUAAUCACCGCACUCAACAGCAUCAUCAGCCGCCAGCUGCUGCGCAUGUUCCACCAGGCCGCGCAGGACUGCCGCCUCGGUGUCGUCGGGGGCAAUGUCGCCACACUCAGUAUCGCUGUGGAGACCAACCGAGUGCGAUCGCUGCGCCACGGGGUCAACGUCCUGCGUGCUGUGGUUCUGGCUUUUGUGGUGUGCUGGUUGCCAUACCACGCACGUCGGCUAAUGUACUGCUUUGUGACAGAGUGGACAGACGGCCUCUAUGACUUCUACCACUACUUCUACAUGGUGACCAAUGUGCUGUUCUAUGUCAGUUCUGCCAUAAACCCUGUCCUCUACAAUCUGGUCUCUGCCAACUACCGACAGAUCUUUUUCUCUACAUUCCACUACUGCUGCCUCCCAUGUUGCUGGGGGACCCAUCACCAGGAGCAUCUGCAGCAGCAGCAGCAGCUCCACCCACUGGCCAGGCAGUGUAACAGUACCUCCAGUAGCCACACCCUCUCCACCAACAAUGUCAAGGAGACAAUGUACUGACAUGCUUGCUCCCUCUUUCUUUCUCUCUGUCCUUCAGCAAUCCAUCCCCACUUGCUUGCUCAUCUGCCCAAGCUUGGCCCAGCAUCACGCAUCUGGCACUCAGGCCCAAAAUGUUUCAGUAAACAAUGUAAACAAGUCAACGGAUCCAGAAUGCAAAGCAGCUAACAGAAUCCAUUUAUUUUCCAAUCUGGACCAGAAUGCAAACCAGCUAAUGGAAUCCAUUCAUUUUCCAUUCUGGACCAGAAUGCAAAGCAGCCAACAGAAUCCAUCUCAAUCAGAAGCAGGCCAAGCCCUGAACUUUCACAGCUACAGGUCAAACAGUUCAUAUAUACUCAUUUGUGAACCUAGAGAAACGGCUGCAAGUGAGCAAACGCAAUUCGCAGGCAGCUCAUGCAUCACACUCUGCACCUGUUACGCUCAACACAUCUGUCUCAAUAAAGCAGAUGGUCUCACAAAUGCGAAGUUUUCCAAGCAUGUGUAAAUACUGUAACAUUUAUUUGUGCGUAUGUAGGGAUAAUGACGCUGUUGGUGUGUGGACGAACAAGUUGAACGCAGACUGUGUGAGAUUGGGAGAGCUCGUUUUCAAAGGGCAGCUCUCCGUGGGAGAUCAGCGGCUCUGCUCAGUCAGCUGCAGUAAUGAUGCGAGUCAGAGCGUCGCUCCACGGUGCCCUUACAAACCCAACAGGGACCCUGGGACUGAAUGGAAGCACUCCAGCUAAUGUGCGUCAUCCUGAGCUCCAACUCAUGAAGGAACACUGGCAUUACAAUUACAGCGUCUCUGAGGAAGCAACGAUAAAAAGAUGACCAGGCAGAAGGGACAAUUUGGAUGGGAAUGGGGGAGAGAGAGGGAGGAGGGGAGAAGAAAUUGUAUUAUUUUUUCAUGAAAGCUUAUGCUAUUGUGUUUGAUUACUACUUUUUAAAUGCUAGCAAUGGCUCUUGGUCUUGUGAUGCAAAAAAUGGCUAAACGAAAGCGCUACUCAUACCUGGUCCUGGAAGAAGAGGAAACAGCAUCAUAUGCUGGCUGGUGAGCUUCAGGCCUCCACCUGAAGCAAUUAAACCACACCUGUCCCAAUCAGUCCCUCUGAGCCCUCAGUCAAAGCGCUGUCAAUAUUUAUUAUGUUUAUUUAUUGACUUAUUAAUCUGGCAAACACCCUUACUGGGGAGGCCCAGCGGUGCAGACACAGGAGUGCAGAUCAUAACUGGCCUGUGUUCUCAGUCCAGUUACCCAUCUCAGGUCCCACUGACUAGCGAGUGCUCUUCCCUCCCAAACAUGGCUGCCACUGCCUCAACCUCUGCAGCCCACCAGCGCAGCGGGCACAGCGCAGAGGAGUCGUCAUUGACAACUGGGGCGACAUAGCUCAGGAGGUAAGAGCGGUUGUCUGGCAGUUGGAGGGUUGCCAGUUCGAUCCCCACACCUGGUCAUGUUGAAGUGUCCCUGAGCAAGACACCUAACCCCUAACUGCUCUGGUGAAUGAGAGGCAUCAAUUGUAAAGCGCUUUGGAUAAAAGCACUAUAUAAAUGCAGUCCAUUUACCAUUUACAACUGUGGGGGCAGGUACCUGCUCCUCCCGCGGCCAUGUUAAGGCACCACAGGGCUGACACAGUGACAGCUGGGUUCCAGACUGUAGGGACCCCCUGUUUGUAAACCCCUGAUGUCGAGUCUGUGUACUGCAUCUGGUUUAGCUGGUAGAUCAGGUGCAGUCUCACUGUUUUGGUAUGAUAGUAACUGCUGCUGUCUUGUUUUGUGUCUGUGUGUGUGUGUAUGUGUGUGUGCAUGUAAACUUUCUAUUCAAAAUAAUUAUUUCAUUACUGAUGCAUGUAUGUUUUUAGACAAAUAAAUUGCUAGGAUUUAGA